AUGGAAUAUUUGUUUCCCAAAAGAAGCAUGUACGAGAAAUUUUGGAUGGGUUCAAGAUGCAGAAUUGCAAUCCCGCCAACUCCAGUUGAGUUUGGCUUGAAGCUAUGCAAAGUUGGAAGCAGAAAGAAGGUGGACAACACAUUCUACAAGCAAAUUGUAGGUAGUUUGAUGUAUCUUACUGCUACAAGGCCUGACAUCAUGUAUGCUGUAAGUCUCAUAAGCAGAUACAUGGAGAGCCCAACUGAAAUUCACCUGCUAGCUGCUAAGAGAAUCCGUCGCUACUUACAGGGAACUAAGGAUUUUGUUUUGUUCUACAAGGGUGAAAAAUCUGAUUUGAUUAGUUUUACUGACAGUGAUUAUGCAAGAGAUCAAGACGACAGAAGGAGCACUUCAGGUUAUGUUUUUAUGUUAGGUACGGGGGCUGUUUCGUGGUCUUCUAAGAAGCAAUCAAUUGUCACUUUGUCAAGUACCGAAGCUGAAUUUGUUGCUGCUACAACAUGUGCUUGUCAAGCUGUUUGGUUAAGGAGAAUUCUUGAAUAA
Molecule: messenger RNA, 540 nt
Organism: Nicotiana tabacum (common tobacco)
Lineage: Eukaryota; Viridiplantae; Streptophyta; Magnoliopsida; Solanales; Solanaceae
Product: secreted RxLR effector protein 161-like
Source: RefSeq, a predicted model, not a curated record